Molecule: messenger RNA, 2808 nt
Organism: Pleuronectes platessa (European plaice)
Lineage: Eukaryota; Metazoa; Chordata; Actinopteri; Pleuronectiformes; Pleuronectidae
Product: sialic acid-binding Ig-like lectin 14
Exons: 4
Coding region: 254-1051 (265 amino acids)
Source: RefSeq, a predicted model, not a curated record
UAAUGCUUGACAUAUAUAAUGUUCUGAAAUGUAAAGGCUUAUGUAACCAUCUUUGCUACAUUCCUGGUGAAGGGAAGGUGUGAGAUGUAAAUCGAUUCAGAGCUGCUGCUUGUUCUCCUAAAAGAGCGACUCAAGGAAAAUCCGAACAGGCAGCAUCCUUUAUUAAGACGAUGAUUUCGAUGGUAGACUGUCCUCUGGUUCCGUUACUGUAUGUUCUGUGUCAGGUUCGUUGGAGGAAGAAGAAGAAGAAGAGAUGUUUGUUCUCAUCUGGGCGACUCUGCUUUUCUCUGUGAGAGUCAGUGAUGCUGAGACAGGUUCUUCAGUGUGGGGGAAACAAAGUUGUCCGUUGACAGAUUACUGUAUCACUCUAGUUGAAGGAGAAAUAACAGCGGAGGCCGGACUCUGUGUCGUGAUACCAUGCUCCUUCACUGUUCCUGAGAAUAUCAAAUUCUUACAUAUAGUUUGGUUGAAAUGUGAAUCGACCAAACAGAGAUGUGAUUAUGGAGACAGGAUUUUUAACAGUAACACCUCCAGCGAUCAGGUUCAGUCGGAGUUUAAAGGACGAGUGUCACUGCUGGAGUCUGAUGUGAGCAAGAAAAACUGCAGCAUCAUCGUCAAUGACCUGAAGGAGUCGGACUCUGGAACAUAUCAACUCAGAGUUGAAGCUUCACCGAGGAGAGGUUCAUAUAAAUUCUCCCAAAGAGCAACUGUCUCUGUUAAAGGUCUGAGUCAGAGGCCCACAGUGAUGAUUCCACCUCUUACUGAAGGACAGCCGACCACACUGACCUGCACUGCUCCUGGUCUCUGCUCUGGAUCUGAACCUACAUUCACCUGGAGGUGGCGAGGAAGAGGAGAGAGCGACACUGACCUCACAGGAAACAUCACGGCCUUCAAAACUGAGAAUGUGGCUGAGUUCGCUAAGAGACGCAGCUCGACUCUGUCCUUCUCCCCUUCAGCUGAACAUCACGGAACCAACAUCACCUGCACGGUCCUCUUCCAAGGACAAGUGAGCACAGAGGAGACGGCGACUCUGAGUGUGAGCUGUGAGUAGAACUACUUCAUUUCUGAGGGGGGUUAUUUUUACAACAAGAAACUUUGUUCUUAACCACAUUAUAUGACUGUGCAACCUGUGUUUAUCUAUCGUAGAUGUGAAGGAAGUCUGAAUAACCCAAAAUAUGUUAGUGAGAGCAAGACUCUGACUCUGAAGUGAAGUGUUGAAGGUUUCCUUCCAUCGCGGAUCACAUGGACUAAUGCACUUGUGAUGGUGAAUGGAUAAACAAGGAGGAUAUAUUCUACAUUACUGUGUAUAAAGUAAAUACUGAUCAGACGUGCUGGUUCCAAAAAGAAGAAAACAUUACUCCACAAUAUGAUGUCAUUCAAAAUAAGGUUUAGCAAACCUGAUCAGAAAUAAGUAAAAAAAUGGAACACUUACCUAAAAUCAGUGGCUGUUAGGGUUAACCCUUUGCUAGGAAGAGAAAUUGCUGAGAGAAAAAUUGAAAGUUUCAUCAGGAGAAUCUAAAGCCAGUCUGUUUUAUCUUUUAUUGUUUCAAUGCCCAUUAACUGGUGCGAAAAUACGUUUCAAAACACACACACAUCACGGAGUCGGCAGAGAAGCAGGAGCUUGACGGGAGGAGCUCCGUGAUGCUGAGCUGCUUCAGUCACAGCUUUCCCCCAGUCCAACACUACUCAUGGUACAGGAAGAGUCAGGGAGAGGAACAGGAUGAACUUGUGUCCGAGCAUCAAAACCACACAGUGUACUCAAACCAGUCAGGAGUCUACUACUGCGUCGCAGAAAAUGAAGUAGAUCAAAGUUUGUCUGAUCCCGUCCAUCUGUUUGAACGUGAGUGAAUUUCAAGACCUUAUAACUGUGUGUUUUAUUGUUCAGGAGAUAUGUGGGAGGUUUAUAUCAGAUCAUGUUUUCUGGUUGUCCAUCUGUACAUCCCAUUUCCUACAUCCUUCGCACAAAAACAAAAUAAGAAUCAAGGAGUAAAUGAUUUGAUUUCGGUAGCCAAAGGUGAAGCUCGAUAUGAUGCUCUCUCUCUUUUAGCCACAGGAAACUCUCUGCAUAUCCUGAAGUUCCUCCUUCCUGCUCUAUUUGUCCUGAUGAUUAUCAUUUUAAUCGUCAUAGUUUUAAGACUCAGGAGGAAGAAAUCUAUUCAACAAGGAACAACAAACACCAAAUCCCCUUCUGAUUUUUCGGAGCAGUUGAGUCGUCCAGACGCCCCUGAACACCAGCCUCUUCCAGACAGCACGUACGACCACACCCACUCAACACACUGUCCCCACCCAGGACAAGGAUCAUCAUGUGGGACAGAGUCAGACAUGGACUGCUGCUCAUGCUAUAGUCAAAGCAUCCAUUUAUGUUCUAUAUCCUCCGACAUGAAUAGCACAAUGAAAGUCUGCCCUGUUAUUUAUAAUAGUCAUUCACUCUGUAUGCAUAUGUUUAUUCUUACAUAUCUUUUAUAUUCCACAGGCCUCCGACCGACAUCAACCUUGUUUACAGCAUUUUGAAUCUGCCCCAGGUGAGUCCCGGGUUGAGACAACACUUUAAACUAGAAAACAAUAAGUUAAAACAGUCUUUAAACAGAGACUUUAGUAAAACUCAAGAAGAUUUAUGUUAAAAAGAGUUUAAUUCAAAGUGUCUAGUCAUGGUGGCCUGUUGUCAGAACCGUGUCGUAGCACAAUAGAUUUUUUAAUUAUUUAACAACCAGUUGUUGAAACUUCAACAUUUAUAUCUAAUUGGCUUUAUGUAUAUUGAAAUCGUAGGAAACAGUGAUUAAGGAGACUACAGGUCUAAGAUUCAGGAUA